Molecule: messenger RNA, 2293 nt
Organism: Solanum pennellii
Lineage: Eukaryota; Viridiplantae; Streptophyta; Magnoliopsida; Solanales; Solanaceae
Exons: 8
Coding region: 128-2032 (634 amino acids)
Biological process (GO): DNA-templated transcription
Molecular function (GO): chromatin binding
Source: RefSeq, a predicted model, not a curated record
UUAGUGAAAAUUGUGAUUCCGUUAUGGUUCAAAUAAUAGGCAAAUCAAUAAAUUGAUUGUUGUAUUCACAGUCACAGCAAAUUCCACCUUUACUCGACACUUGUUGCUCUACUCACCCAUCGGAAAAAUGGGAAACCGGCGGAAUGCAAUGGUUGCGGUAAGCGAUGACGAGGAUGAUCACGUGCAGCUAUCAUCGCGGCCGACACGCGACGAAGGGAAAGCGAAUCAGAGGAAGAGGAAGAAAGUGAGGCUCGACGAAGAGGAAGAAGAGGAGAAAGCGAAUACAGAGGAUGAAAGUAGAGAUAAGAGGAGGACGAAGAGGAAAGUACCGGAGAACGAGGAGGAGGAGGAAGAGGAGAGGGGAAGGGGGAAGAGGAUUAAGAAACUGAAGAAAGUUGAAGAAGAAGAGGAAGAACCCGAACCGGUUAAGGAGGAGGAGGAAGAAGAACAGCAGGAAGAUGCUAAGCCUAUUGGUGAGGUUAUUAGGGUUACUGGAAAAGGAAAAGGGAGAAAAACCCAUUACGAGUCGUUCGAGUACGAUGGGAAUCGCUACGAACUUGAGGAUCCCGUGCUCUUGGUUCCAGAAGGACAACUUCAGAAGCCUUAUGUGGCAAUUAUCAAGGAUAUUACUCAGACCAAGGAUGGUAACCUUAUGGUCACAGGACAGUGGUUUUACCGACCUGAGGAAGCAAUAAAAAGAGCUGGUGGAAAUUGGCAAUCACGGGACACGAGGGAAUUGUUCUAUAGUUUUCACCGAGAUGCGGUCCCAGCGGAGUCGGUCAUGCACAAGUGUGUGGUGCACUUCAUACCAUUAAACAAGGAGAUCCCUAGACGGAAAGAGCAUCCUGGUUUUAUUGUUCAGAAGGUAUAUGACACUGAACAGAGGAGGCUUUUCAAGUUGACAGAUAAGGAUUAUGAAGAUACCAAACAGCAUGAGAUUGAUCUGCUUGUUCAGAAGACUAUAGCACGAGUUGGGCAGCUUCCUGACCUUGAAACUGAGGAUAAUUCUGCAGGCCCUGUUAGUCAGGAAGACCAAUUGAAGAGUAAACGACUUUUGAGGAAGAAGAGCAUGAUGUCUUUGGAUGUCACCAGAGAUGAUGAAGCACCAUCUAGGUCGGGUCAGCCUAGAGCAGAAACUCCAGGCAGUUGUGCCAAUAAUGCAUCAGAAUACUUCAUCAUCCUUUCAAACUUCAGAGUCCUAACAGGUGAAACACAGCGCGACAAAUGGCUGGAAAAACUGCUGCAAUCAAUUCAGUAUUUUUGCAGUCCUGUUGAUAAUGUGCAAACUGAUGGUAAAGCAAAAGGGGGCUCAGAUGCUGCUGAUCUUACUGGUAAUACUGAUUCUGCGAAACCCGUGAAUGAGUCUCUAGACAACGGUGCUGAUGGUGAUGUGUUCCGAUGGCCUGACAGCGCUGUCACUGCUGUAGUCUCUCUCGAGAAAGUUGCACAUGAGGCCCUCUCAUCUGAUUUUCAGAAGUACAAUCAGAAGAUGAGGCAGUUAACAUUCAAUCUUAAGCACACCUCACUCUUAGCACGUCGUCUUUUGAAAGGAGAGUUGGAUCCCUCGCAGAUACUUAACAUGUCCCCCAAUGAGCUAAAGGAAGCUUUAACAGCAGAAGAGUUGGCAAGCAAGGAGCCCGAGGAGCCAGAGCCCAUACAGAUGACUGAUGCUCGCUGCAAAAGAUGCACUGAGAAAAAAGUGCGGCUCAUGGAGAUUAUUCAGGCUGGACACGGAGAUCGUUACUCGCUGGAGUGUAUUGCUUGUGGCAAUACUUGGUAUGCUUCUAGAGACGAAGCUGCUAGCCUCACAAUCGAUGGACCAAAUUCUGCAAAGAGCGUUGGAGCUGAACCGUUGGCCACUGCUAAGUUUGAAGAUGUAGAGAAGAACUUAACGAGUCCACGAAAAGGUGACAAAGGAGCUAACGACAUUCUAAAGAAAACAACAGAAGCUUACAUGCCAGUUCUAGAUAGCCAAAGAUCAUUCAACAAAACCAAGCCUGAAGACAAUACUACCACCAGCCAUGCCGACUAAACGUUCUGCUAGUGCUACACUUAAUAGAUAGUACAAAUGUAGUUGGUAUAGACCAAAAAAUCGUAGUCUAGUUAGACAAUUUAAUCGCGACAAUGAGGUAUGGAUUGUUUUCUUUCUUUCUUAGUACUGUACAAUCUGCACAGUUGUAAAGGGUAGGGUAAAAAGGUUGAUGGAUGUUAACUUGUGUAGUUUAAGAUUAUUAUCUUUUUCUUCUUCAACCUACAAAUGAGGUGAUUUAUGGCUGCAUUUAUAGCUUUGGUA